Molecule: messenger RNA, 494 nt
Organism: Eutrema salsugineum
Lineage: Eukaryota; Viridiplantae; Streptophyta; Magnoliopsida; Brassicales; Brassicaceae
Exons: 1
Coding region: 74-367 (97 amino acids)
Source: RefSeq, a predicted model, not a curated record
UAUAGCUAAUUCCAAAGAUCAAACACAUUGUUAAGAGAGAUUUAGAAAAAGCGCGAAAGAGAUCUAGAGAGAGAUGAACGCCGGAAAGCAAGCUUCGUGGGCGGUGGCGACGGCGAUCGCGGUGGUGGAAGUGCUAAAGGACCAAGGCGUUGCUCGUUGGAAUUACCCUCUCCGUUUACUUAACAAAGAAGCCAUGGCUCGCGUCCGUACCAUUACUGUCCCAUCUCGUCCCUCUCCUCUUCCUCCUCCUCCUGCGUCUUCUUCUUCUUCUUCGGCUGAUUUCAUCAGAUCCAAACAGGCCAAGACCACAUCCUUUGAGAAAGCUAUUGGGCUUAGCUGCUUUGGUCCAACCACCGUUAGAUUUUAGAUCUCUCAUUUUUGUAUUGAUCUAUUAUUCGAAUUUCCGCCUAGUUCCACCAAAGCUUGAAAUUGGAACCAUUGUUCUCACAUAACAUUCAUCAGCUUUAAGCAAAUUUCAUAAAUUUUGAAAUUAA